Molecule: messenger RNA, 1653 nt
Organism: Fusarium mangiferae
Lineage: Eukaryota; Fungi; Ascomycota; Sordariomycetes; Hypocreales; Nectriaceae
Exons: 4
Coding region: 1-1653 (550 amino acids)
Biological process (GO): regulation of transcription by RNA polymerase II
Cellular component (GO): chromatin
Molecular function (GO): RNA polymerase II cis-regulatory region sequence-specific DNA binding; DNA-binding transcription factor activity, RNA polymerase II-specific
Source: RefSeq, a predicted model, not a curated record
AUGAAUACCGACGAUGAACACGUCGAUUCAAGUUCCGGAACCCGUUCCGUCGGUUUGACUUCAAGACCACCCUCUACCCACAGCCAUGCUACUACAUUAAAACAUCCACCACCCUCCUCCUCCACCUCCCGUAACAACAGGUCUGAUAUUCCUGUCUCAUCCAUGACAUCUUCUACCGAUGGUCACCCAUCGUCACCGAAGCCCAAUACCAACAUGACUACCCGACGCCGCAGCAACGCAAGUGUCGACUCCAACGAAUUCUCCUACCAGCCUGGCCCAUCAUCUCACACUCCCAUGAGGCCCUUCGCCGGAGCAGCCACUGGAGAGACACACGUCAAGUUGACUCCUAUAACCAGAAAGAUUAGUAAGGCGAAGAAAGGUGUCCCGGUUCACACAUGCAAUCAAUGUCCCAAGACCUUCUCUCGGGCAGAGCACUUAAGACGUCAUCAACUCAGUCACUCAGCUCCUGAUCUAUUUUGCCCGGUCGAAAACUGUAAUAAGACUUUCCAUCGCAAGGACCUCCUCGACCGUCAUGUCCAAAGACAUGAGCAAGAUGGUCAAGAUGUUAAAGACCUGAAACAUAACCGUCAAGGCAGCCCGAAAACACCUAGCUUGCCCUCUGCAGACUCUGGACCAGAACCAGGACUCAAGAUGCCUGAAGUCUAUAGACACCCUCGAGCAGUAACCGCAAACAGCGGCUCGAAUAUGGUCGGUCCAUGGUCAUCAGUGGCAUCGACAUCUGCUCCUCACCAGGUCUACAAUCCGCCGCCAACCGUGAACAAUUCCUCAGACAACUACCCCAUCGGGCCAAACAACUAUGUACUCCAUACACUACCAACGAACGAAAGUUUUGUAGCAAGCUAUUCGGAACCAAGAAACAUGUCCGACAUGUCUAUCAUAUCAUCCAUUCCUGAGGAAGCACCCCCGGAUCUAGGCUGGCCUGAAAGCUCAAUGUCUUCAUCAGCUCCUACAAGCACAUUCUCGACUCCCCCGGAUAACACAAGGCGCUCACAGUUCUCCGUGCCAACAACGAACGGGUCUUGGAUGACCGCGACUCCAGCUUACCCAAAUACUGCAAAUGACAUCACUGCCAGUCUGGAUAGCAACACAUACCCUGGCUCGUAUUCAUAUACCGACACUCCACCACAAGCGUACCCUUCUGUCUUUGGCGAUAUGGAUCUUGCAUUACCUGGAUACUCCGAAGGCCCUUCUUUCAGCACCACCAAUCAGAUACCUAUUCCCACAGUUCGUAGCAUGUCCCCCUCAUUAGCUGUCGCUCAAUCUGAGACUUUAGUAGCUGUCUCCUCGCUGCCAACGUCGGAUGGAGUUUUUGGAUUGGGGGGAUGUAGCUCUGGGCCUUCGGAUGGCAGCUUAUUGAGUACUCCUGAUUUGAUGCCACUAUCUCUCCCUGCAGCAACGAGAGACUCAAUUCCGACAUACUUAGAAACCUACUGGAAGCAUGUCCACCCCAAAAACCCCAUCAUACAUAAGUACACUUAUGAGGAUGUACCAGAGGAGGAGACAGAGCAUGUACAGGUCCUCCAAUGCGCCAUGGCUGCUCUAGCGACACAAUACAUCCCUAACGCAGACGACCGCAUGAAGGGAGCUCAGCUUCAUGCAUACGCCUGGCAAAAGUCAAAAGUGGUGAGUUGA